UUCACUCUUAAGUUGACGAUACCACGCUGUUGCCCGUGACCCCGCGCCACCGACUUUCCUGGCGUCGGUCCCUGGCAAGCCACAUCCACCAAUAACACCCUUCGUCCCAUGGGAAGACUGGGCCUGUUGUUCAGCUCGGAGCCCAGUCUGGAACCAAAGAGCCUCAUCCCGCCAGCGCUCAAAAGCGGGACGCGCUCGUUGCUCUCCGCCCGGUCCCUGGUUCCCCCGUGCAUUAUUCUGGCCGAGUAAUUCUGGCGGAGAAGCGCGGCCGCGAUCUUCCCUCCACAGUCGUCCUUGAGUUGAUCGACAGAUUGACUAGUUAUCUCCACCAACGACCUCGUUCUUCGAAUAUCAUCUGCUCGGCAUGAGGAAGGCCAUCGGCUGCGCAGCCUUGAGCUGUGCUCUCGGCCUGGCCCACGCCAAAGCGUUGAAAUGGAGUGAAGACGGCCACCCAAGAUGGGUUCCCCCCCAAGAGACGCCUGUUGGCUACAUGCUCGAGCUGGGCAUGAGUCCGCCAAUGCCAACGCCUGCACCCAAGGCCUCAAGGGUGAGGGCCGUUCUAGAGGCCCGUGAUACGGACGAUAAUACGUGCGGCUACGUGAGCGGGAUUCCCACAUCGUCCCUCUGGUGCGCCAACACGGCACGGUGCGUAUACAACUCAAUACACUCUCACAUCGGCUGCUGCGACGACACGACGUCAAACUGCCCGAUCUGGACCACAUGCUUCGACUCGUCGGAACGUGACAGCUACACUACUAACAACGGCCGCACUCUGUGGUGCGGUAACGAUGAGUACCCAUACUGCCACACCCAUCUCUACCAAGACGAGGCCCUCGUCGGCUACACCCUGCUCGGCUGCGCGGUAGCCGCCGGGACAGGUCAGGUGUGGUACUCGUCGUCCAGAGAGACCCCAACCCCAAGCCCGAGCCGGAGCCCGACACCCAUCACCGACCCGAGCACCUUCUCCGACGACCCGACCCGCACCCCCGACCCCAUCUCUUCCACCACCAGCACCGCAACCCCGCCCCCUGUUGAGUCCUCCUCCACCCCCGUCGGCGCCAUCGUAGGCGGCGUAGUCGGCGGCAUCGGCGCCCUCGCCCUCAUCGUCCUGGGCGUCUGGUGGCUGAUGCGCAUGCACGACAAGCAAAAGAAGGAAGCCGCCGCCGCCGCUGCAGCCGCCGGCAUGGCCCCCCACCACCAACAACAGCAACCACCACCCAACGGCGGCGACCCGCACAUGUCGCAGCUCCCACCCCAACACCACCAACAACAGCCGCCGCAGGGCUACUACGUCGCCAGCUACGCCAAACCCCCCGCCGGCCACGGCUCCGUCGCCUACAGCACCACCACCGCCGGCGGGUAUGACCAGGCGACUGUGGUUGGCAGCUCGCCGCCGGGCUCCCCGCCGCUGUCGGGGCCCGGGUCGGGAUACCAGAAUGUGCAGGGCACGCCGUCGCCGCCGCCUCAGGGGCAGGGGCAGUUUGGCGGGUUUGCUGGGUUUGGUGCGCCGCAGCAGGGCCAGCAGCAGCAGCAGCAGUUUGGGAAUGUGCCGCCUGGCAGUGCCGUCUCGCCGGGGACGCAGGUCGCGCCGGGGGGUGGGUUCCAGCCGCAGCAGCAGCAGCAGCAGCAGCAGCCGCCGCCGGGUUAUGGGGUUGGGGAUGGGUAUGGUGGUGGGCAGCAGCAGGGGUAUGCGGCGGAGUUGCCGGCGCAGAGGGGGGAUGGGGAGUUGAGGGAGUUGCAUGGUUAGGG
Molecule: messenger RNA, 1749 nt
Organism: Chaetomium fimeti
Lineage: Eukaryota; Fungi; Ascomycota; Sordariomycetes; Sordariales; Chaetomiaceae
Exons: 3
Coding region: 365-1747 (460 amino acids)
Source: RefSeq, a predicted model, not a curated record